Molecule: messenger RNA, 1619 nt
Organism: Pygocentrus nattereri (red-bellied piranha)
Lineage: Eukaryota; Metazoa; Chordata; Actinopteri; Characiformes; Serrasalmidae
Product: GTPase IMAP family member 9-like
Exons: 2
Coding region: 569-1522 (317 amino acids)
Molecular function (GO): GTP binding
Source: RefSeq, a predicted model, not a curated record
GUGUGAUGGUGUCGGGAUGUUUGCUGUUCCACGGCCUGGAAAACUGAUGGAUCCAUGAAUUCUACUCUCUACCAAAAAUCCUGCAGGGAAAUUUGUGGUCAUCAGUCCAUCAUCUGAAGCUCAACCAUGUUUGGUUUAUUCAGCAAGAUAAUGAACCUAAACACAAGAGCAAGGUCACAUCUGAAUGGCUUAAAAGAGACAAAAUGAAGGUUUUGGAACGGCCGAGCCAAAAUUCUGAAUAUGACACCAAAUUCCUCCACAGUGAAGAUUCAACCAAAGGUGGCAAAACAAGUAAUUAAGUUUAGGGGCCAAUUACACAUGGAUAAUAUAUGUUGCAAAUGUUUUUUCCUUCAAUCAGUUCAAAAAGUUCUGUUUUUCCCUCAUGUUUUGCUUCUUUUAAAUUAUGUUGUGUAUGAGGAUCAGAAACCAUUUAGAGUGAAAAAUUGAGGCAAAUAUUUUUUGCAGCACUGUCUGACUAUACUGCAUUUUAACGGAUGUUUUUGAAUUUGUGAAGGAAUAGCUAAACAUUGUGUGCUGUUUUUGUAUUCAGCUAGCAAAGUUUAACUCCAUGUUAAUCUGGCUUGCAUCUGGAGCCUUCCUGUUCUUUAUACUAUACAUCACUUGGGCUUCAGUUACUCCAAAAGCAGAUCUUCAGAUUGGACCUGAGGUGAGACUGAUGAUGUUGGGCACAUCUGGAGCAGGGAAGAGUGCCACUGGAAACACCAUCCUGGGUCGGAAUGCUUUCAGAGCAGAGGCAUCGCCUGUUUCUGUGACUAGAACCUGUCAGAGAUGGACUGAAGUUGUUAGAGGGAGAAAAAUCACUGUCAUUGACACACCUUCCAUUAUGGAGAUGUGGCAGUCAUCUAGCCAAGAGUCAGAGUGUGUCCAAAUGGCUUCUCCUGGACCUCAUGUGUUCCUUCUGGUGAUCAGAGUGGGGAGAUUUACAGAAGAGGAGAGAAAAACAGUGGCAUGGAUUAAAGAGAACUUACAAGAAGAAGCCCUGAUGUCGACCAUGAUACUGUUUACUGGUGGAGAUCUGCUGGAGGGAAAACCAAUGGAGAUGUUUCUUAAUGAAAGUGUGGAGCUCCAGAAGCUUCUUCGCCUCUGUGGAGGCAGAUACCACAUCAUGAACAACAGAGAAACCAGGGACUUCAAACAGGUUUCAGAGUUACUGAACAAGAUAGACAAGAUGACGCAUGACAACAAGAGCAUUUUUAACAGCAGCAGAAUCAGUCUUAAAGAAUGGAGAAGUUCAAGGCUAAAGGAAGAGGAGAGGUGUGUGGAGAAGGAGAGAAAGAUUAGGGAAGAGGAAGAGAGGAAGAGAGGGGAGAUCAGAAAAGGUAUAAGGGAGAUGGAGAAGAAGAGGCGUGAGAUGAAAGUGUGGGAUGUGCGAGAGGAGGAGGAGUGGAAAAGACUGAUUAGGGAAAGAGAGAUUAGAAAGGAAGAAGAGGCGAAGAGGAGGGUGAUAGAGGAAGAACUGGAAAUAUAUAAGAAGAAAAAUUGGUGGAACGUCUUUAUUUGAAAAAGUGCUGGUUUUGCAAAAUAACAAAUAACUGUGCCUAUUUUCAAUGUGAAAAUGAACCUUUUCAGUUCCAGUGAAGAAAUAUUAUGAAUGUUUU